UUGAGACUUGUAAACAUGUCAAACGCGGAAGUAAUCGAGCCCAACUUUGUCAAAAUUGUAGAUAAUCUGCCAGGUGCUGAAGGACCUGUGUUCGACAGACAUGGAGAGUUUUUUAUGGUUGCACCAGAAAGGGAAGAUGAAGAUAAAAAACCAGCUGGAGAUGUCUUGAAAAUAAAUUUAGAAAGCGGAAAGGUAGAUGUUGUAUGCUCGCCAAAGGAUGGAGACAAUGGUGGUAUACCUGCUGGAUGUCAGUGUGACCUUGAUAACAACAUCUGGAUUGCUGAUAUGAGACUUGGCAUUCUCAAGAUGGAAACAUCAGGAAAAUACCAGCAGAUGUUUAGACAAGACAGUUCAAAUCGUUCAAUGCAAGGUUGUAAUGACUGCGCAUUUGAUUAUGAUGGUAAUUUAUGGGUGACGGCUCCAGCUGGAGAGAUAGCACCUGCAGAGUACAAACGAUCUUUUGAGGAAGGUUUUGGUUCUGUGUAUUGUCUUACCAAAGAUAAGAAGCUUGUGAGAAUAGAUGGUAAUUUAAGGUUUCCUAAUGGAAUAGCUGUCCUACAUACAGAUGAUGGUAGGCCCAGUAAAUUAAUUGUUGCCGAGACACCUACCAAAUUACUGUGGCAAUAUGAUAUUAAAGGUGCUGGGGAAGUUGGCGAGAGAUCAGUUUGGGGAAAACUUCCAGGGGAUCAUGAAGGAGGACCAGAUGGUAUGGACUUUGAUGAACACAACAAUCUUAUUGUAGCUAAUUGGGGUGGCGGCCAUCUUGAAGUGUUUUCCCCAGGUGGGGGAGACCCUGUUACCAGAAUCAAAUGCCCAUUCCGUAAUCCUAGUAAUGUUCAUUUUAAACCAGGUACCAGUACAGUGUUUGUGACUGAACACCAAUUUCAUGGGCUUUGGAAAUUUGAAUGGAAAAAUAAGGGCAAGAAACAAUACUGUGAAACCAAAUAAUGGAAAUAUAUGUACAUACAAGGCUUCAUAUUCUAGUCUAGGUUGUGAUUUUUCUGUGAUUAAAUUAUUAGAUAAUUUUUAAAGUGAUUUAUUAACAAAUUUUGUUACUUACAUAUUUAUAGUAUUUUCCUCAAAGGAAUGAAAUAAAACUUGUUUAUUUUAACUUAUAUACAUGUAAAAAGAGCUGGUCCUAGCACCUUAAACUAAUUUAAAAUGUUUAAUUACUAGAUUAUUUGAGCAGGGACAAACAUUUGGAUUGUUGCCGAUGCCUUUUUGAUAGCCUUUGCAAGUUUUGACUACAACAAAUCACCUCCAGUUAACAGUGUAAGAAUACAAGAAGCAAGAAUGAAAUUGGAAUGUAAUUAAAAAGUCCCAAUUUUGUUAAUUCAUCUUGUAUUAGACAAAAAUAAAAAUAGAUUUUAGUAACUUGUUAUAUCUAAAUAUGUGAAUAAAUUACUUAGUGCUAGUGUAUAUUAAAAUCUGACUUGUAUUCAUGACAAAAUCUAUACACAAACCUUGUUUUUAGAGGUCAUUUGUCUUAGCAGUACAUGUACUCGUAUAUUGAAACACCUAUAUGUAACAAGUAAAUGCAAGUUAAGAUUGUUUUUUUUUUUUUGAUAAAUCAAAAAUUUGGUGCUAGUUUUUAUUAUAUUGAUUAAUUUGACCCACUGUCUUAUCACUUUAAUGAAAUUGUCAAACAAUUUAUAUAUGUUGGUGAUGGUGUGACAUCAACCUAGGUGUUGUUUUUUUUGCAAAUGUUAAAUAAAUGUAGUACCGGUAUGUAUGUAAAUAGUAUUUUCAAAAUUUAGGCAUUGGUAUGAAAUGUUGAUCUCUAAUUAUAUGUGUAUGUGUACAUGUAUAUGUUUGUUGACCCAUAACCAGUUUGACACCAUUCAAGGCUUUAUAAUGUUGACAGCAAUAUUUCUGUAAUUUGCUAGUGAAAUCCUUAGUUUCAAAAUAACAGCAGAGCAAAUCCAUGACAUAAUUUCAGCAGAUAGUUGUUUUUAGUAGGCUUUUUACCAUUCAUGACAAUAUACAUGUGUAUAUGUAAAUAAAUAUGUAGAGGGAGAGGUUUAUUAUUUCUUACCCAUAUGUCUGUAUCCCCCUCUCAACAUCACACCUUGGUCAAGAUUUUUAUGCUACCAAACCUUGAAACCUCGAGUAUGCGGUACAUGUUUAUUGUCAUCACCAUCACUGGAAGGCUGUGAGUUUGGCGGUUACAUUAAUCUAUAAUGAUCACCUAUCUAAUUAAGUGGUAUAAAUUACAACAUAUAUAUACAUUAAUCAAUAAAUUGCUGCAGAUAGGGGGAAUUGACAGGGAAUUAAAAGUUGUCUAAAUCCUAGAAUUAGCAUUUAUAAUAAAUUAACAAUUUUACUUUCUGUGACUCAGGGACCAUUAAGGGAUGACCACAUCCUUCUGUAAAUAGUUCUUUGUACAUUUUACCUAUUGAAUGUUCCUACAGAGAAAUGACAGUUAUCCAGUCAUGUAGGUAUGGAGUAAUAAAGUUCAGCACUUACAUUUAGUAAUAAAUUCCAUAAAAUACACUGUACAGCUAUUGGGUAAACCUACUGUAAAUAUAAAAUUAUAUUUCAUUUUUUUUCUUGCAAGUUCAUGUUAUUUACCUCAUAGACUACCUUUUGACAUGGUACAUCUGUAUUUGAUACAUGUAUAUUUUAUUAUUAUGAAUUCAAUCAUAUUUUGUUUUAUCAACCUUAUUAGUAUACAUAGAAUUAUUCUAAUGACAGAAAAUUCUAAGUAGUCUUUUUUAGAUAGAAAUGAUCUAUUUUUACAGGGAUCACUACAGAAACUUAUUUUUUCUAGAUGUUUAUUUGAUUAUACACUAGUAAAUUUUGGUAUUAUGAUAUAUAUUUGGAAUGGAGUAGAAUAGAAUAAAACAGUUUUAAAAUACUCAA
Ruditapes philippinarum (Manila clam) is the source of this 2862-nucleotide messenger RNA. Its product is annotated as diisopropyl-fluorophosphatase-like. Bases 16 to 948 code for a protein of 310 amino acids. NCBI's taxonomy places the organism in Eukaryota, Metazoa, Mollusca, Bivalvia, Venerida, Veneridae. The record is from RefSeq and is a predicted model, not a curated record. The transcript has 5 exons.